Messenger RNA from Mus caroli (Ryukyu mouse), 3946 nucleotides. RefSeq names its product GRB2 associated regulator of MAPK1 subtype 2 (gene Garem2). The record is from RefSeq and is a predicted model, not a curated record. NCBI's taxonomy places the organism in Eukaryota, Metazoa, Chordata, Mammalia, Rodentia, Muridae.
CCGAGCUGCGCGGGACUGGCCGUCGGGGUCCCGGGACGGCGAACCCCGGGGAGCGCCCAUGCCAUGGAGAAGCUGGCGGCCGGGCUGGCCGGGCUGCGCUGGAGCAUGGGCGCUUUCCCGCUGGACCUCAUCGUCAGCCGCUGCCGCCUGCCCACGCUCGCCUGCCUCGGACCAGGAGAGUAUGCUGAGGGAGUCAGUGAACGAGACAUCCUGCUGAUCCACUCCUGCCGCCAGUGGACUACAGUGACUGCCCACACCCUGGAGGAGGGCCACUAUGUCAUUGGGCCCAAGAUUGACAUCCCCCUGCAGUACCCAGGCAAAUUCAAGCUCCUGGAGCAGGCUCGGGACGUGCGGGAGCCUGUGAGAUACUUCAGCAGUGUGGAGGAGGUGGCCAGUGUCUUCCCUGACCGAAUCUUCGUGAUGGAAGCAAUCACCUUCAGUGUCAAGGUGGUGUCAGGCGAGUUCAGCGAGGACAGCGAGGUGUACAACUUCACACUGCACGCAGGCGACGAGCUCACUCUCAUGGGCCAGGCGGAGAUUCUGUGCGCCAAGACGACCAAGGAGCGCUCGCGCUUCACCACGCUCCUGCGCAAGCUGGGCCGUGCAGGGGCCUUGGCCGGAAUCGGCGGCCCCGGGAGCAUGGGGGCAACAGGGGGUGGCGGUGGGGCCGCCAGGCCCGUCAAAAGCAAGAUGCCCUGUCUCAUCUGCAUGAACCACCGCACCAACGAAAGCCUGAGCCUGCCCUUCCAGUGCCAGGGCCGCUUCAGCACGCGCAGCCCACUGGAGCUGCAGAUGCAGGAGGGCGAGCACACGGUGCGCGCCAUCAUCGAGCGCGUGCGGCUGCCGGUGAACGUGCUGGUGCCCAGCCGGCCGCCGCGCAACCCCUACGACCUCCACCCGGUGCGGGAGGGUCACUGCUACAAGCUGGUCAGCAUCAUCUCCAAGACGGUGGUGCUGGGGCUGGCGCUGCGCCGCGAGGGCCCGGCGCCGCUGCACUUCCUGCUGCUUACCGACACGCCGCGCUUCACUCUGCCGCAGGGUCUGCUGGCCGGGGACCCGCGCGUCGAGCGCCUGGUGCGCGACAGCGCCUCCUAUUGCCGCGAGCGCUUCGAUCCGGACGAGUACUCCACUGCCGUGCGCGAGGCGCCCGCGGAGCUCUCCGACGACUGCGCCAGCCCGCGCCAUGCGCGCCUCUGCCUGCCCGCGCCGCGCGCCCCCGGGGCCGUCCGCGCGCCCGGACCGCCGGGUCGCCUGGGUCCCGCCUUGCCCGCGCCGAGCGACAGCGACCAGGAUUACGUGAGUCCCGAUUGGGCGGGUGCGCCGGAGCCAGCGGGCGGCUGCGCCGAGAUCCCUUACGAAGAGUUGUGGGUGCACCAAGCCCCGGAGAGCCGCGCUGACGCCCGUGCACGGCCGCUAGCGGGGCCGGACCUCAUCUCCUUCGGGAUCGUGGGGUCCCCACGGCAUGAGCCAGAGGCACCACCGCCUCCUGUCCCUCCCAAAUCCGAGGCGGUGAAGGAAGAGUGCCGCCUGCUUCACGCCCCUCCAGUGCCUCCUAGGGGGGGCGGCAGCUGCAGCAAGCUCACAGGCAGCCCUCCGGUGCUGCCCCACUUUCCCAAGCUGCAGCCUGUCCACUCGCCCAGCUCCAGUCUCUCCUACUAUUCCUCUGGCCUGCAGGAUGGGGCAGGAUCCCGCAGUGGCAGUGGCUCCCCGUCACCGGAUGCAUACUCUCUCUAUUGCUACCCUUGCACCUGGGGAGACUGUAAAGCCAGCGAGUCCUCUAGUCGCCCGCCACCUGGACCCCUGCCUUCUACCACCACCCAGCCCAGCCAGGCCUCAAGAGGCCUAGCAGAGCCCCUGAGUGGUCGAACCCCCUCCCUCUUGGGGGCUGACACUCCAGUAGUUAAGAACUACCAUAGCUGCCCACCUGUGUUCAAGUCCUCUCGUCCCCAGAAGUCCUUUGCUCCCUUUGGUGCACUCAACCCCUUCUCUGGGCCUGCCCACCCUUCAGGUGCUCCAGCGGCCUCCUCCUCUGGGUCCAUAUCCACCUCGGGUGUCCUGGCUACCUCCAGCCCCACACACUCCCCAGGCCCAGGCCCAGGCCCAGGCCCAGGCCCACAAGGCCAAGGUUACUCAGCUGCUCCUUCCUCCUCCUUGUCAUCCUCUGAGUGGCAGGAGCCAGCGCUGGAGCCCCUGGACCCAUUUGAGCUGGGGCAGGCCAGUCCUCCUGAGCUGGAGCUAGUGCGCUGUCAGGAGCCCAGAGCUGUGGGGGCACCUGGGUCAGGACCUUGCCUUUCACCACUUGGUCAGCCCAAGGCCUUUGAGCCUGAAGGUUUGGUGCUGAGGCAGGUCCCUGCCUCACUGUCACCAGCUGCCUUGCAGGGGCCUGAGGCAGGAGGAACCCUACUCUUUCUCACCCAAGGGUGCCUGGAAGGGCCUCCUGGCAGCCCCCGGGAGGGAGCCACAGGUGCUGGGGUCCGGGAUGCCUCCUCCUGGCAGCCUCCAGCAGACUUGUCAGCACUCUCCCUGGAAGAGGUCUCCCGUAGUCUGCGCUUCAUCGGGCUCUCAGAGGACGUGGUGAGCUUCUUUGCCCGAGAACGCAUUGACGGAAGCAUCUUUGUGCAGCUCAGUGAAGACAUCCUGGCUGACGACUUCCAUCUCACCAAGCUUCAGGUCAAGAAGAUCAUGCAAUUCAUCAAAGGUUGGAGACCCAAGAUCUGAACCAUCCAGCCAGGUGCUGCACAGCCUCAGCUUUGGAAGCAGAGGCCCCGUGGGGUUAACUUGGGUCUGCCAGAAACAGUGCUCCCUGCAGGGAAAAUCUGGGCCAGACCCUGCAGGAGCUUGCCUUGCCUUUGAGGAGGAGGCAUUGCUCUGCAGGUGCCCUGGUGAGGCUUAGUGCCAUCCCCACAGCAGGGUAAAGGUGGUGCGUAUGUCAUCGGGUGGCUUUGCGCUGGGAGAACGCCAUUCUCUGCCCUGCUACAGCCUUUCACACAUACACACACACACACACACACACACACUUCUCGGCCCUGUAUGUUCAGGUGAGAGACAAGGGAGAUGCCUCAUCAUUUUCAGCCAUGUCCCCAAAGUGCCCUCUCUUUCACGCUCUGUGGUCUUUGGCUUGCAGCUGUUCAGAGUUAGGGAUGUCUGUCUGUGAGGUACCCCUUGCCCUGGUGAAUCAGUUACAGACAGGCCUAUGUAGCACCAGAGUCCUUGUUCCGACGUCAUCACAAAUAGCCUGUUGUUUUCCACAGGGCAGUCUGAGGAACUAAGCCCUGAGGGAGAGGAGCCAGAUGUAGGUCAGACACCUCCAGCCUACCAGUCUCUUGCCAUUAGCUUUGGCUCUGAUGGGCUCUUGGUGGCCUCCUUGGUGUGUCACUGGUACAGGACAGCAAGUGGCUCCGAAAGGCUGCUUGCUCCUGAGCUCAGCCACCAACUUAUUCACAUGGUUCAGAGCAGAUCUUUGUACUCUUCAGUCUCAAGUAUGGUGAUCUGUUUGACAGUAGAGGUCUGGCUAAUGUGCACCCUCACCCUCAUUCUCCAGCACCUCUAACAAGAGGUGCUCACACUCACGCCUCCAGCGUCAGGGCCCAGAGAUAGCAGCUUUCUUGUCUGCCUUCCCUGGCCUACCUAUUUAUUUCUUGUGUUUUAUGAAUAGUUAAGCCCUGCCCAUCUGUGCCUUUCAGACGGAAACACAGAAACCUAGGCUGUGCCGUUUGUCUUCUCAUAGUUGUUUAAUGAAACCUCAAGGAAUAUGGAAAUAAAGGCUAGACCCUGGAGUGGUGAAAGAGUAGGGCCCUGGGUGUUGGCUGAUUCUUUCUGUGGAAGGCCAUGAGGACCAAGGAUGUGUCUCUAAGCAGGGAAGAAUUCUAGAAUGGUAUGUGUAGCCUAUGGUUAUACCCUAGAUACACAUGGGGGCAGUCCUCACUGUGGCCUGUAAAACCCUAUC